Molecule: messenger RNA, 1539 nt
Organism: Cygnus olor (mute swan)
Lineage: Eukaryota; Metazoa; Chordata; Aves; Anseriformes; Anatidae
Gene: HOXC9
Product: homeobox C9
Exons: 2
Coding region: 134-916 (260 amino acids)
Biological process (GO): DNA-templated transcription; regulation of transcription by RNA polymerase II; proximal/distal pattern formation
Cellular component (GO): nucleus
Molecular function (GO): RNA polymerase II cis-regulatory region sequence-specific DNA binding; DNA-binding transcription factor activity, RNA polymerase II-specific
Source: RefSeq, a predicted model, not a curated record
GUGAGGGCGGGCAGCCAAUGGCAAACUGGGAAAGGCUGAAAAAAUAAUUACCUGCCCUGAUUGUUCUAUGAGAAGAUAAAAAGUACACAUACAGUUCAUACAAUAAUCUUAUGAAUGUAAAAGAGGGGGAACCAUGUCGGCUUCUGGCCCCAUAAGCAACUACUAUGUAGACUCCUUGAUAAGCCAUGAAAACGAAGAGCUCUUGGCCUCCAGGUUCCCCACCACUGCCUCCCACCCGGCUGCUGCCAGACCUUCAGGAUUAGUCCCGGACUGUGCCGACUUUCCUUCCUGCAGUUUCGCCCCCAAGCCGGCCGUUUUUACAACCUCCUGGGCUCCCGUGCACUCCCAGUCGUCCGUGGGCUACCACCCGUACGCCCCCCAGGCGCCCGUGGGGGCCGAGCCCAGGUACAUGCGGACUUGGCUGGAGCCCCUCGCCGGGGCCGUCUCCUUCCCGGCCUUCGCACCCGGCGGCCGCCCCUACGGCCUCAAACCCGACGCCUUCCCCGGGCGGAGGGCAGAAUGCGGCCCCGCGGACGGCCGCGGCUACCCGGACUACAUGUACGCGGCUCCCGGGGAGCUGAGAGACAGAGCAGCGCAGACAAUUCCUUCCCCGGAGUCCGAAGCCAUCGCUUCCAGCAAACACAAAGAAGAAAAGCACGAAUUAGACCCUAACAAUCCCGUCGCAAAUUGGAUUCAUGCGCGCUCCACGAGGAAGAAAAGAUGUCCUUACACAAAGUAUCAGACCCUGGAACUGGAAAAAGAGUUUUUAUUCAAUAUGUACCUUACACGGGACCGGAGGUACGAAGUAGCCAGAGUCCUUAAUCUCACUGAACGCCAAGUCAAAAUCUGGUUUCAGAACAGGCGAAUGAAAAUGAAGAAAAUGAAUAAAGAAAAAACCGAUAAAGAACAGCAAUAAAGUUGGCAAAGUCCAGUCAAUGAGAAUCGAGGGUGGAAAAAAAAAAAAAAAAAAAAAAAAGAGGCUGUUUUUGGGGGUUGAAAUGUUUCUGACUUUGAAUGUGCGGAUGAAUGUUUAGCAUUAUAGGCAAACACAGCAAGCGUUUUGGGACACGAGUCUUUUCUAAAAUGCAACUAAAUAAAAGAAAGAUGUUGGGGGGGGUUGUUUUCUCUUCCUUUCUUCUUCCUCAUUUUUUUGUUUUGUCCUCCUCAGAAAACAAACACAAGAAGUACUUGAAUUUUUUUUUUUUUAGUAUUUUAUUUCAUAAGUUAAACUGAUCCAGUAUUUUUAUUUUUUAAUUCCGUGAGCUCGUGAGUGAAUAUUUUGUACAAAAGAGAGGAAACAGAGAAAAGAGACUGAAGGGAAUAUGGCUCAAUGAUGUUCUGUCAUGGUGUUGAACGUUUCUGCUGUACUUAUUUGUGUAUUUUAUUCUCGUCUCAGAACCGUUCUGUAAUAUUGUUAUGUUCGCUAUUGUAGAGCAGCUCUAUGUAAAUAUACCUAACGUCACGGAGAAAAAAAAAAAAAAAAAGAAAAAAAAUCUCAUCAUGGAGGUGUCUUUAUUCAGAGCCCUCUGCAGAGGAGCA